This is a messenger RNA of Pistacia vera, 406 nucleotides long. RefSeq lists its product as uncharacterized. The record is from RefSeq and is a predicted model, not a curated record. NCBI's taxonomy places the organism in Eukaryota, Viridiplantae, Streptophyta, Magnoliopsida, Sapindales, Anacardiaceae. The coding region runs from base 43 to 375 and encodes 110 amino acids. The transcript has 3 exons.
GAUUACUUUGACAGUGACUUGGGUGAAGAAUUGUCGAUCGAUAUGGGGACUUUGUUAGAUAUUCUCGAAGAAAAGGAGCCUGAUCGAGUGCAGAGUAGUCCAGAAGAUUCAUCACUAAAGAAUUCAUCACUAGAAGAGUCAGCCGUGGAGGACGGAAAUCACAAUAAUUUGCAGCUUCAAAAUGGAUACCAAGUUGAUUUUAUGGGUCCUGUUACAUCUUACCCUUCAUAUAACUUGGAAGCUUCAGAUGAUCGAAAAGGGAGUUCAGGUGAUUACCAUAGCAAACUGCAACACACAGAACAAACCUGCUAUCCUGUACAGACUUGCUCUGCUAGUCUUAAUGACUGGUUCUCACCAACUUCAGGGACUUGCUGACCUGAAAGGGUUGGAAUAUCUCAAUUUGAGA